Tarenaya hassleriana is the source of this 1054-nucleotide messenger RNA. Its product is annotated as protein TIC 20-I, chloroplastic. The record is from RefSeq and is a predicted model, not a curated record. The transcript is spliced from 3 exons. The coding region runs from base 113 to 940 and encodes 275 amino acids. NCBI's taxonomy places the organism in Eukaryota, Viridiplantae, Streptophyta, Magnoliopsida, Brassicales, Cleomaceae.
UGGGGGGUGAGAACGACGGAUAGGGUGAAGAAGUUCGAAUGAAUGCACGAUAAACCCUACUGUUCGAACUCGAUCUUCGCUGUGCUCAUAUCGGAAUCGAAGGCAGUUGGUAAUGAUGCUAAAUGGAUGCAGCACGCCCAGCGCACAUAUUUUGACGAGUUCUAGGGCAUUCAACUCGCCGUCAUACAGAGUUUCUGCAAGGAGGAUUCACCAUUUUCCUGCCCGAAGGUCAUUCUCCAUCAUCGAGAAUUCUUGGGCACCAUCUCUACCACAUAAUGUGCUUCAUUCUUUGGUGCCAAGAGGACUGCCUCUAUCACAUCUCUCAGCCUCGUGCUCACCACUUCUGAAUGGAGAGCACGGCAGUCUCUCUCACACAUUACCUGUUUUACCCCCGCGAAGAAAAACCCUUUUGGCGCCACGAGCAUCAAAAGAUGUACCUUAUAGCUUCCGUUACCCAGCAAUGACCAAAAAACCAAAAUGGUGGUGGAGAACUCUAGCAUGCCUACCAUACCUUAUGCCUCUGCACGAGACUUGGAUGUACGCUGAAACCGCUUACCAUCUCCACCCGUUUCUAGAAGACUUUGAAUUCCUCACCUACCCGUUUCUGGGCGCCAUCGGGAGUUUACCAAGCUGGUUCCUAAUGGCUUACUUCUUUGUUGCUUAUCUUGGGAUCGUGAGACGAAAAGAGUGGCCCCACUUUUUCAGAUUCCAUGUAGUGAUGGGUAUGUUGCUGGAAAUUGCCCUUCAGGUCAUCGGAACAGUCAGCCGGUGGAUGCCUCUUGGCCUCUACUGGGGGAAGUUUGGGAUGCACUUUUGGACAGCUGUUGCAUUUGCUUAUCUGUUUACUGUCUUGGAAUGCAUAAGAUGUGCUCUUGCAGGCAUGUAUGCAGACAUCCCUUUUGUCUGUGAUGCUGCUUAUAUCCAGAUCCCUUACGACUAAGAUAGCCACGGAUCUCUUUAUGGUGUAAUGUCCUUGCUGUGUUUGGCAUGCUACAUUGAUGGAUCUGUACACUCUUUUAUCAGUUCAUUGGUUGUAUUGUUCUCCAUUCGGAUA